CAUGGCCGCGCUGGCGCUCGGGGUGGCCCUCGGGGGGGGUCUGGUCGCCCUCGGGGGGGUUUUGGUGGCCAAGCUGGCCCGGAGGGGCCCCGAGGGGCCGAGGCUGCAGCGAGAGGCGCGGGCGGUGGCGCACAGGGGCGGAGCUGGGGAGCGAAUCGAGAACACCCUGGAGGCGUUUGAGAACGCGGUGGCCGAGGGCUCUGAUUGGCUGGAGCUGGACGUGCGGCGCACGCGCGACGGCGUCGUCGUCGUCAGCCACGACCGCGAGCUGAGCCGGCAGUGCGGCCGCCAUCUUGAUAUCGGCCAGCUGGAUUAUCAGGACCUCCCCCCCUACCAGAGCCCCUUGGAGGUGACGUUCUCCCCAGGCCAUUUCUCCCAGGGCUGCGAUCACCGCUUUCCCCGACUGGUUGAAAUCUUCGAGCGCUUCCCCCGGCAGCCAAUCAGCAUCGAGAUCAAGGAUGACGACGAUGACCUCAUCAAUGACGUGGCCGCCCUGGUCCGACGCUUCGACCGCGCCCCCAUCACCCUCUGGGCCUCGUUCCGGGAGCGAAUCCUGCGGAAAUGCCGGCGAGCCCACCCCCAGAUGCCGUUUUGUUUCUCCCUGGAGCGAGGAUUGCUGACGUUGCUCUGUUGGUACCUGGGGCUGCUCCCAUUGCUGCGGCUGGGUGAGGCCGCGCUGCUCUUCCCGCUGCCGUCAAUCAUCAAUCGGACCUAUUUCCCCGUCCCCAAGGGCCCGGCCGGACACGUCCUGAGCAGAGUGACCCAAAGCCUCGUUCUCCGCCCGUCCCUCCUGAGGCACCUCCGGAGCCGCGGGAUCCAGGUGUGGCUGUGGGUGGUGAACGAGGAGCGGGACUUCGCGGAAGCCUUCGGCCUCGGCGCCACCGGAGUCAUCACCGACUACCCCGGGCGGCUCCGGAAGUUUCUGGAAGGGGGAGGGGGCCCCUCCCCCACCCCCCGGGACCCCUCCCCCACCCCUGGGGGGGAGACCCUCCCCCGCGAAAAAAAAGGAAGAGAUUAA
This is a messenger RNA of Catharus ustulatus (Swainson's thrush), 1018 nucleotides long. RefSeq names its product glycerophosphodiester phosphodiesterase domain containing 3 (gene GDPD3). Bases 2 to 1018 code for a protein of 338 amino acids. The transcript is spliced from 10 exons. NCBI's taxonomy places the organism in Eukaryota, Metazoa, Chordata, Aves, Passeriformes, Turdidae. Gene Ontology annotation, molecular function: phosphoric diester hydrolase activity; phosphatidylcholine lysophospholipase A1 activity. Gene Ontology annotation, biological process: glycerophospholipid catabolic process. Gene Ontology annotation, cellular component: endoplasmic reticulum membrane. The record is from RefSeq and is a predicted model, not a curated record.